CCUAACUUAAAAGUGAACCCAUAUGAGAAUCCAACCUCUUCAGCGUCAGGACAACAAAAUUUACAGAUGCACAGAAAUGAUCAUGAUUUACCGUUAUCAACUUUGGUAGCUAAUCAAAGCCCCUCUAAGCCAAAAAAGAAUCGCCUUAUAAAAAUAAAUUGGAGGCCUCACACACUACGAAAUCCCUGCAAAACGCCAAGAAAGCUAAGAGAGCAAUUGUUGUUGAAAACGAUAAAUAAUACGUCCGAAAGUCAGGAAGCAAUCAGAUUAAGACCAUUAACAUUAGUGGAGAUAGCGCGAAUGUUGAUGAUACAAGAUGUAUUGUUUGUAAUGAAAAAUACAGUGAGAGUGGUGAAGAUUGGUACAGCUGUCACGAGUGUUCAAUGUGGGCACACGAGUUUUGUGGUGUGAUGGAUGAACUCUAUUUUACCUGUGCAACAUAUGAAGGGUAGUGUACCUUCUUAGGUUACGCCUUGUCCCAUCUUAAGAGACUGGUUUCU
This is a messenger RNA of Harpegnathos saltator (Jerdon's jumping ant), 500 nucleotides long. RefSeq lists its product as uncharacterized. The transcript is spliced from 2 exons. NCBI's taxonomy places the organism in Eukaryota, Metazoa, Arthropoda, Insecta, Hymenoptera, Formicidae. The record is from RefSeq and is a predicted model, not a curated record. The coding region runs from base 67 to 411 and encodes 114 amino acids.